Oxyura jamaicensis (ruddy duck) is the source of this 928-nucleotide messenger RNA. RefSeq names its product zinc finger and BTB domain containing 8 opposite strand (gene TSLIG1). NCBI's taxonomy places the organism in Eukaryota, Metazoa, Chordata, Aves, Anseriformes, Anatidae. The record is from RefSeq and is a predicted model, not a curated record. Gene Ontology annotation, biological process: tRNA splicing, via endonucleolytic cleavage and ligation. The transcript has 7 exons. Gene Ontology annotation, cellular component: tRNA-splicing ligase complex. Bases 122 to 616 code for a protein of 164 amino acids.
CCGCUGCCAGGUAAAACCGACCGAAGGGCAGCAUCACGGGAGGCACGAGGCUGAAGGCAGGCGGCAGUGGCCAUGUUCCGUGCGACCAGGAAGUGAGCGAGCGGCGCUCAGCCCAGCAGCUAUGGCAGGCGACGAGAGGGACUACAACCUGACGGAGGAGCAGAGGGCGAUCAAAGCCAAAUACCCCCCGCUCAAUAAGAAGUAUGAAUAUUUGGAUCACACAGCAGAUGUGCAGCUACAUGCAUGGGGAGACACUUUGGAAGAAGCAUUUGAGCAGUGCGUUAUGGCCAUGUUUGGCUACAUGACUGAUACAGAGACUGUGGAACCUCUGGAUACUGUAGAGGUAGAAGCAGAAGGGCAUGACAUGUUGUCUCUUCUCUUUCACUUCUUGGAUGAGUGGCUGUAUAAAUUCAGUGCUAAUGAGUUCUUUAUACCCAGGGAGGUGAAAGUGCUUUACAUUGACCGAAUGCAAUUCAAAAUAAGAUCAAUUGGGUGGGGAGAAGAGUUCUCUUUACCAAAACACCCUCAGGGCACAGAGGUCAAAGCCAUAACUUACUCAGCAAUGCAAAUCUGUGAAGAAGAAAAGCCAGAAGUCUUUGUGAUCAUUGAUAUUUAAAGCAAGAGAAAUGUAACUAAGUGGAUACUUGUCAUUGGUUCACAAAAGUCCCUAGAAAACUGUAACCCCCAUGAAAGUGACUAAGAAAUUAGCUAAUUCAAAUUGUAAAUUGAAGGGGGUUGUGGGAAAUGUUAUCCUCUAUUUUGACUUGAGGAUGGUGAGCCAGACCAAUGCCUGCAUGCCAGGAAAAAAAGAACUAGUUGGGUCUGGGGGGGAUUUGAGAAGAGAGUUAUAGGAGUUGAAAGUCUCUCAGGAAUGCUGGUAGUCAGCUUUUAAAGCUGAUAAGUGUGUUGGGUGCUGUAUGAACUAAAA